CCACGACAUACACGUCUGGUCUGUAUACGGACGUCGCGAUCAUACAUCAUCGAGCGCAUAGCGCCCCUUCUAGAACUGUGCCUACCUAUAUAUACCCCAGCUAUCUCUGCCCCCAUUGAACUAAACUCAUCAACCAUCUAGCAGUCUUUUUCUGGGACGUUCGUCCUUUUAGGCUCUACUGUUUUACCAAAUACUACAACAACCUUCCCAAUGCAGAACGUUCCGGGUCGCGAUUCGAGUUCCGGCAGGAAAGCUGCUUAUACAAACACUUCCAUGCCAAACACCCAUGGAACCGAGUGUACUGGAACCCUACCUACUCCGACAAGCCUUGGCCAAAAAACAGGUGAAAAUGCGGACUUCAGCUCAGCAGUAGUAGACCCGACAGCGGCAUUCCAGUUCAGCGACCCAUUCAACCAAAUUCUCUUUGGCUAUCCGACCGCUGCGGACCCCCUCCAUGUCAUCAACGAGUACAACCCAAGUCAGCCUGCCCACCCUGGAUUGCACGAGUAUCAGCCAGGAGGGGAAAUUCUAGAACAAUUGUUCCUGAGUCGCCCCCCGAUGGUCCCCUUGCCGGAAGCUGCUGCGGUCCCACCCGCGCUGACCUAUGGCAUACGCGGAGGUCGCGGGCAAGAACCCAUGAUACCCCAACUUGCCACACUCCGCUGCAAGUGGGAAGGUUGUACGUAUUCACGAUCCUUCAACAGGAGAGAAGAACUGCUCCGACAUGUCAGAAACCUCCAUGUUUCUCCCCGGUCUUACCCUUGCGAAACGUGCGGUCGGCGAUUCAAUCAGUCAUAUAACAGAGCGGUCCAUAUGCGGGUUCAUCAGAUGGGAGGGGUAUCACGUGGGUGAGGCCAAACACAUCACCGUUAUAUGCUCUUUUCAUCGCCACAAUCCUUUUCUUGUCUUACUUUGUUUGUUGUCUGGGGGAAUCGGGGUAUUGUUCGCGAAAG
This is a messenger RNA of Aspergillus welwitschiae, 953 nucleotides long. Its product is annotated as C2H2-type zinc finger protein. The transcript is spliced from 2 exons. Gene Ontology annotation, cellular component: nucleus. Gene Ontology annotation, biological process: regulation of transcription by RNA polymerase II. The coding region runs from base 211 to 852 and encodes 213 amino acids. NCBI's taxonomy places the organism in Eukaryota, Fungi, Ascomycota, Eurotiomycetes, Eurotiales, Aspergillaceae. Gene Ontology annotation, molecular function: DNA-binding transcription factor activity, RNA polymerase II-specific; RNA polymerase II cis-regulatory region sequence-specific DNA binding. The record is from RefSeq and is a predicted model, not a curated record.